Molecule: messenger RNA, 684 nt
Organism: Trematosphaeria pertusa
Lineage: Eukaryota; Fungi; Ascomycota; Dothideomycetes; Pleosporales; Trematosphaeriaceae
Exons: 2
Coding region: 227-592 (121 amino acids)
Source: RefSeq, a predicted model, not a curated record
CGGAGCCCAAGCGAACGCAAGGACAACACCCUGCCUCAGCGUCAAGCCUGGUUUUCUAUCUUUCGACUUACAAGAGAGUGGGGCACAGCGGGUACAGCGGGUACAGCGUCACUUACUAGAGUCGAAGCCCGCUUCCACGACAAAGACGGAGUACUCACGCCUGACGCAACCCUCCAUCUCCUACUAUCUGACUUCUUUACCGCUAAUCGUCCAGACCUGAACACCUAUGGCAUCUCUAUCACCCACAAAGAGCUCGCUAACCUUCUUGCUGAUGCUGAGGCGGUGCAGGCGGAUGUCGACAAGGGCGUUGAGAGCGCCCAGAGUUCGUUCGACUGUGAGUGGACAUACAACAAGAGGCCGUUAUGACAUGGUCGGAACCCCCAUCCUAGUUCUACCCUUUCCACUUCCUUACGAUCCUCGGGCUUGGGAGGCAACUGUUCCAUUUCUACGCAAGUGGGGUUGGGUCGUCCGAGAGUGUCGAGAGCUCCUUGUUUCUACUAAUUACUGGCGUGAGAAGAGGGGAGAGAAGCGUCAUCUAUCCUUCGAUGUCGGAUUCAGUAUCACCGUCGACUCGAUUCUUCUGCACUGGUGAGCGUCGUUUCAUGUCGUUAUCGAUCAAGCUCCAUCGAUGAGAGCUGUUCCCUGGCAGUAUCAAGUCGGUGCAGAGUGCAGAGCGCAGAGCGC